UUUGAGAAUAUUUGUUCUCAAGAGCAUUGUUAUGAAUCCGGCCUCUGGUGUUUAUUUCAGUGCCCCGUUUUCGCCUCUAGAUGCUGUGCUGCUGGAUUUAUGAGUCACGUUCCCAGUCGCACGGCCAGCAUUUCCCACCAAUGAGGAGGCGCCGUGGACAGGAGGGGCGGAGCUUUGCAUCGUUAAUGAGAUGGCGUGUGGGCUGUUUCCCCGGUAACGACAACCAAUGCAAAUCGUAAAGAAGGAAGUAGCGUCGCAAAGUCACGGCUGGGACACAGGUCGAAGAGCACAGCAAAAACAAAAAUCGGAUCUGUCAGUGUACUGUAGCGCUCGGUGUUUUCAGAGGGGCCACCCAGAGACAGCAGAGGAUCCUUUAUUGAUUCAGACUAACAGCUGUGGGCCUACGGAUGGACUUCGCCUUCCCUGCAGUUUAACUGAGCAGAGUGAAAAUAGACAAACUGGAGGUUCACAGAAGAUUUUGUGCCACGAUGGCAAACAAAACAAAAAGAUCCAAAACGGAGCUGGAGAGAGACUCGGGUUUCUCAGAUGCCAGUUCUGGAUAUUUCAGUGCUGUGGAGUUUGAAGACAUUAGGUCCAGAAGUUCUGCCACAGAAAACAUGCAGUCAGGUCCACAGGCACCUGUAGUGCCUGGAUCCUACCAAGACGUCUCUCCUGUGGUCAAAAUGAACAGUUUCAUUGUCAAGCAGCCCAGUCCUGUGACCCCAGCGCUAAAACCAUGGGGUUUCAACCCAUCACUAGAAGUGGUUCCUAGGUCCCCAGUGGUUCUUCUCCAGCCAGUAGUACCCAGCAGCAACUGCACUUCUCAAACUCCUGCCAGCCAGCAAAGACAAUCCAAAAAUUACAUUCCUAUCCUAAACUCGUUUCUGAAAAUUGCUCCCCACCCAGUCAAUGGAGCUGCAGGAGACCUCAGACAAAGCUCCAUCCGCAAGAGCAAUUCAGGCCACAGCCAUUCAGGAAGACGUCGCCAUAAUGAUAAGCAGUCUCGAGCGCUUUCUUUGAAGAAGAGCCUCUCUGAAUCUAACACUGUUGGAAGUCAUUCUGGUGAUCCCUGUAUGUACAGUCAUAGUUCUGAAAAUAUGGAUUCUUCAACAAAGUUUCCUGACCUUAAAGAGACCAAUGCCACGACAACUCCGUUCUCUCACAGUCCUCGUUCUCCACUUUCUGACGCGUGUCCAAAAACAGCAUAUGCUUCCAGUGAUGACGACGUGUCCCUCUCUCCAAGCUCCAGUAAACGCAAGCGCUUCUGCAACACUUAUAACAUUCUGAAUCAGUCAGGGUUACUGGGGAUCACAAUGCGUACAAAGGAGCUAAUUCGUCAGAACAAGCGCUCCCAGGCUCAGCUUCAGAAGUUGCAGGCUCAUACAGACCUCUUCCUGGAGGCAAUGAGCAGCAGAGACCCUCAAGUUUGGGCCAAGCUGCAGCUCACCCUCCAGAGCCCUGCCUCCGAGGAGUCAAAGGAGGACACAGUGGGUAAUACAGGGUUAGAUGGCACAGCCAUUGGCUGUGUCUAGUCAUCAACAGAUGUUGUCAUAUUCUCAAAUUGUACAAGAAAUUGUCUGCAAUCAUUUGGGCAAUACAGAGUUUUGAAGUACAAGUUAUAGUUCAAGCUUAAAGCUUAUAGGGCCCUAUAGGGCAUCUUAUCUGGUAAAGACAGUGCAUUUUUGAGUUGUACUGUCAGUUUAGUGAGCAUAACUAGCAGCAUUGUCAUAAUGAUGGCAAAACAUAAUCUUCCUUAAACAUGCUGCUAAGUGGUCAUAUGGCAGUUUGGCAUUUUGCAAGACAUGAAUUGAAGCCAACUCAUCCCAUCAUUACAUAUAGAUCAUUUCUUUUACUGCAAUAGGACGAUAAUUUAUAGUUUGCAACACCUGUACUGGAAAACAUACAUAAGGAUUUACAAAACAUUUGUAACUGGCCUUGUUUCUCCAUCUUAUUGUUCUACUGUGAUUUUGUACUUCGUUUUUGCGUAGGGCUUGAUUAUGUUGCUUAAUAAUCAUUUCUGUCAGUGCUGUUCAUGUGGUGAUCCUACAGUCUUUGUUUAUGUAAGUGUUACCUUUACUUUUGAAUGUGUCUUGGUACAAACAGAAACAAAUAUAGAAUUUACAUAUAAAAUAUUAAAUGGACAGCUGUUGGAUGAAUAUUAAUCCAACAUGAAUAAUGAGAAGUAAAGGCCUUGAGUUUCAGUUUAAGAACCUAUUGUACCUAUUUGUUUUUGGGAUUAUUUGUUUAUUUAUUUUUGAUUAUUAUUUUUUUAACUGAUAAGUGUAUUAUCUACAUAACAUCACCUUUUUCAUGUGUUUUUUUUUCAGAUUUCUGCUGUUUCUGCUUCUCAGUUUAUUUAAUAUAAGCCUUGAUUGUCUAAGGCAGUGUGCGUGCCUGUAUAUAAGCACCUUCAUUUUGUGCCCUCCUUCACAAAGUAUCAUUUUUUAAAAAUGUUAAUAAAUUAGACUUGAGGCAAAAAUGUUAAAUUAUCUUUCAAUUUCUUGCUAUAAUUGAGUUUUGCAAUUAAUCCCAGAUCUAGAAAUGUGAAUGUCUUUGGUACUUCUUGCAGUUAAUUUACAAAUAGGACAUAUACAGUACUGUGCAAAGGUCUUAGACCGCAAAAUUGCUAUAUAACAUUAUAAUAAAUACAAAUAAGCAUCAACACAGUUUUUUGUUUACUUGUUUUAAUGAAUUUAGUUUUUGUUUAAUUAUUCAAUGAAGAGUUCAUCAGCUGAAGUAGGUAUUGGACUGUAACUAAAUACUGGACUUCCCCAAGGAGAGGUCUGCAAACGGUCAACCUAACAGACUCACACAUAUCAAAUCCCAGUGUUUUUUUAAAUUAUUUGUCUGUAUUUAUUCUAAUGUUUGUGUUUUUGAACAAAUAAAUGCUUACUGCACAGAUGAACAGCUUUACAUAUUUUCUUAGAUGCAGUGACUUUUGCACAGUGUUGUAUGUCAUUCAUGUGUGACAAUACAUAAUAGUAUCACAUUGUCUUUUACUACAUUAAACUAAGAGAUUUUAAGAAUCAUCUUUAGCUUUGUGUUUCAGUAGUCAGUCAGAGUAGUUCUGUCCUAACAUCACUGUCUUUUCAGGGACUGAAUUCCCCAAAGAGUCUAUUUUGUAAAUAUUUAAGGAGAAUACAUAUUGUCUAUUUGUUUUUCUAACCUUGCAUUUGACACUGCAGCAUGGGAAAUGCAGUUCCAUCAUUUUGAAUCAGAAUAUCCUUACUUAGCAUUUUUGUAUGCAGCCCCAGCAGUCUGCAAAACACUUUAGAAGCAUUUGCACUUAAAAGCAUAUGUUGAUGUAAACAGUCAAUGUCUGACCAGCGGUGUCGGUGUGAGCUUAAUGACAGCUCAAAGAUUCACAGGCGAUUGUAAUAUUUGCUGUUGGAAAACAUUGCCCUGCACACAGGUCAAAGGUUUAUUGUCCAGAAAGAAAAAAUACUUUUGUACCAAUAAAAGUCUCUGGGCUAGAUGUGCAAUGCCACCUUCCAUGGCAGUCGUGUCAUUUGGCAAGAGCUAGCAGCAGAAUCAUCUGCCACUAGAGACAGAAGAAUUCUGAUUCUGUCUGAUGAUGACUUGUGUCAUAAUAUCUGGUUCUACAAUUAAUU
Colossoma macropomum (tambaqui) is the source of this 3611-nucleotide messenger RNA. It is a transcript of the gene cipca, whose product is annotated as CLOCK-interacting pacemaker a. The transcript has 4 exons. The record is from RefSeq and is a predicted model, not a curated record. Gene Ontology annotation, cellular component: nucleus. Gene Ontology annotation, biological process: negative regulation of circadian rhythm; negative regulation of DNA-templated transcription. Lineage: Eukaryota; Metazoa; Chordata; Actinopteri; Characiformes; Serrasalmidae. The coding region runs from base 489 to 1532 and encodes 347 amino acids.